AUGUCUAGGUAUUCAGGCUCCUCACCUGGAAGCGCCACGCUUGGCUCAUCUGUCUUGGGACUGCUUCCCGGAGAACUAACGGGACUUAGCACGGGGGACGUUUGGAGAUCUGGAGGGAUAUAUCCGUCGGUUUCAAACACGAAAACUGCCUCCCCGCCAUCUCCCAACUUCAUGGGCAGGUCGGUGAUCUCGCCGUUGACUAUAAAGUCCACCUUCUUUUGCGAAGGUCUCAACAGUUGGAAUUUGCCAAAUCGCACAUGGAAGGGCGAGCACGCCAGCUCUCCGUCCGGCUGCUCGACCACGAUCACAUCGAUGGCGCCAGACAACGUGGCUGGGUUGAUGGAGCUCCAUGUUUUGGAGACAGACCCAAUUGCUCGUCCAACGUUCUUGGAAACGAAUCUUUGGUCGGACUUCCAGGCCUUCAUGAAAGAUUCGCUCAAUUUGAAGGCCUUCAAGUUAAGAAGUCCAUCCAUGGAUUUCAAGGCGUCGAAAACAAGAACUAUCACAGGAGUCGAGUCUCUGUUCUCCUCGACGUUGUGGUUUUGCAAAUUAAUGAUUGACUCAAUCAAAGACUGGCUCACAAACUUGCCUCCGUUGGUGGUCAAAAACCAACCCAAAAUCUUGACGCCGGAGUUGGUGAUGUUGAGUUUGGCAAGCACAUCGCUCUGGUAUUUGGAAUUGGACGUUUUCAGGUUGAAAAUCUCGUCAUUUGUGUAG
Ogataea philodendri is the source of this 717-nucleotide messenger RNA. RefSeq lists its product as uncharacterized. The transcript is spliced from 2 exons. The coding region runs from base 1 to 717 and encodes 238 amino acids. The record is from RefSeq and is a predicted model, not a curated record. NCBI's taxonomy places the organism in Eukaryota, Fungi, Ascomycota, Pichiomycetes, Pichiales, Pichiaceae.